Molecule: messenger RNA, 19996 nt
Organism: Tachyglossus aculeatus (Australian echidna)
Lineage: Eukaryota; Metazoa; Chordata; Mammalia; Monotremata; Tachyglossidae
Gene: FSIP2
Product: fibrous sheath interacting protein 2
Source: RefSeq, a predicted model, not a curated record
AUGGAGCUGUACCUGAGCGCCUGCUCCAAGGCCGCCGAGGCCGCCGCCGCCGCCGCCGCCGCCACCGCCGCCAGCGGGCUGGGGCCCGACGGGCAGGGACGCGGAGACGGAAAGCACAGGACCCAAUUUCCGGGCGUCGGGGCCGCCCAACUUCUGGAUAUGCCGCUGGGGGCCAAACUCCCGCUGAUUCCUGGAAGCAACACUUUGUUCUACACCACUAACCUCGGGGAAAAGCUGUUCCAGCCCUCGAGUAGCUUCAACCUUUCGGACCCUUACGGUCUGCUCCUGGAGAGCAAAUACCGGAGUCUCCACGACCCCCACCUGAGUUCGUAUUACAAGCGCAAAGACAUGUUGCAGAGACUGAAGAAAGGAGGCUACAUCACCAGUAACAACAAAAUUGUGUGCACCUUGAGGGAAUUUAACAGAUACAGGCAGUACCUGACCAGCCUCAAGUUGGACUUUGAAAGAAACUAUAUCCGAGAGCAAAAAUUACUGGAGAAACAAGUGAGGCAGCUCCAGGAGACGAGCGAGGUCCCGGAAGACACGGACGCAGCCCAGUUCCGCAGCUGGUUGGUGCAGGAAGGAGCUCAAUGUAUCCAGAAUCAGGAGCGUUUAAUAAGACACAGAUAUCUGGACAUGAUCAGCAGGGAACUGGAAAACCUGGAGCGGACCACGGAAGAGCAGUGUCUCCAGCAGCUGAACGAGGACGAGAAAAGACAUCGGGAGCACACGAGGAGAAAACUCAGCCUUCGCCGAAAGAUCGAAGAGGAAUGGAAGACCAAAGAAAUGUUACUUCUGGCCAAAAUUGGAGAAGAAGUCAAGAGAGAAGCUAGAGUAGAGGAACUGCGAAAGAAAAGCCGAGAAGAGAAGGAUAGAAAGAAGCAAGCUCUUCUAGAGAGGAAAAUGGUGUAUCACUUACAAAAAUUACAAGGACAUGAUAGCAGACGAGAAGAGAAGAGGAGAAGUACACUGGAAAGCAAAGGACUAGAUGGUUUGGCGUUGGAAACUGAAGACAUCGAAAAGCAAGCUUCUUCUCCAAAGAGAAAGAAGACUAGAAAAAGCCAAAGACGACACCACCCAGAACAGAAAUCAGCCGGCUUAGAGAAAGGACCCGCCGCCCAGGCGACUCAAGCCUCCUCGACUCUCGUAAAGGACGUCUCCAAAAAACCGGCCGAGCACGUGGUCUCUCAAAGUGACGCAGAUACUCACGGUGCCCCAGACCCCAGCAAACGCAAUUUAGAGGAUGCUCAGGUAAAACCCUGUUCUUCCGUGAAAGAGGUGAAUGAAAAUUCCAAAAUUAUGCCUGAACCAGGUAUCUCGGAGCUGACCGAUCGGCUGUUGGCUCUCUCCGACCACAUUUUAGCUCUCCAGAGCUCCAGUCAGCCUCCCCCCGACAACUCUAGUGCCAACGGCCCGCCGCCAGCCAAGAGACCGUUCACGAAGGACCGGAAUUUUGAAGGGGGUGAAAAGAAGCAUAGUUUGCAAAGUGAAACAGCCCAAUUUCACCAACCUCCAACGCGCUCCCCGUCGCGCCACAAGGCCAAGCCCGUCCCUCCGGCGGGGCCGGACGCCACACCGCCUCCGGGCCUCGCCGACUCAGACCAGAACCUCUUGAAAAGCGACUCCCACGGGAAGGGGCGAGCGGACGAGCUCAGCAACAUCAUCGAGAACAUCAUGACGUGGGUGGUGGCCACGGUGACGGGAAUACUGUUCCCGGCCAUCACCAUGUACGAAGAGAAGCUACGAGCCACCCUGCGCUCCUCGUCGGGGGACUCGUCCCCGUCUUCCCAGAGCUUCAGCGGGUGCAGCACCUGUAGCGCAGAGCCCACGCACAGGCACGCCUCUCCCUCCCCGGCCGCCCAGCCCGCUGGCCCCGAAUCCGAAGCGGCCCCGGCCGCGAGAGCGGUCACCCCGCCGUCGCCCCGGCCGCCGUCCGGGCCUUCCCAAACCGAGGCCUCGCCUCGCCCAGAAGUGGCCACUUCUCCGGAAGAGCUCCUCGGCGAAGAGCCGUCGAUCGAGGCCGAACAGAGCGGCGCCGAGGCGGGCGGGCGGCCGGCGGUCUCUCCCCAAGCCGCCCCGGGGUCCCCGCCCUCCAAGGACGCCGCCACGGAAACCCGGGAGUCUCCGGUGGCCGGCGCGGGCCGGGCCUCCGAUCCCGACGAGCCGGCGGGGAAGCGAGCGGCGCCAGACGUUUUCAUUCGCUUCACGGGCCAGCUGCGAGACGAGACCGAGGCGAUUCUGGAGGGCGUCUUCCAGAAAAUCACGCGCGACCUGAUGGAGGCCCUCCCGCAGCUCAACGUGGCGGCGGAGUUCCACCUCACGGAGCGGGCCCCGGGGGCCGGCCGGGAGGCCCGGCCGGUCCCGGGGGGCAUCAUCUCCAAGGCGGACGUGCGCUGCGUGGCGGGCGACAUCGUGGAGAACAUGCUCGGGAAGCUGCAGGCGGCCGUGGAGAAGAAGAGGAGCGAGAUCCUGCCGGUGGAGGAGCCGCCCCGGGGGCUGGGGGCCUUCGGCCUGACGGCCAGCCAAGAGCACUUUGCCACCCACGGGCCGGAACGAGCCCAACGCUCCUCCGACCCCUGCCCCCCGGGGCUCGCGUGCGACAUCGCCGACGACAUGGUGAGCAUCGUCCUGGAGAAGCUCACGUCCUUCGCCCACUGCAAGCAGAACGACCUCUCGGGCGGGAAGCGGCCCGUCGAGGCGCCCGCCCUCGAGCCCCCCGGUCCGGCGGUGCCCCCCGCGACCGCCCCGUCCCCCCCGGUCCGGCCCCAGGUCGCCCCGGCCACCGAGGACGUCGCCCGGGCCCUGUCGCGGUCGUCCGUGGUGCGGCACGUGGAGGACGCGAUCGGCGCCGUCCUCGGUUACAUCAAGAAGGAGCUCGACGACGAGCGGAUGUUCGUAUCCGAAGAGGGGGUGGGGCUCCUGCGCCUGCUCGACGACCUCCUCGGGGAACUGGACGCCGGGAAGUCCGGGGAGGCCCGAACCCGUCAGGAAGACCGAAAUCAGCCCCCGAGGGCCAGCACCCCCGUCCCCCACAAAGGAGGCUACAGAGUAGCGGCCUCCGGAGCUCCACCCGCGGACCCUCGAGCCGGAAGGCCGUCCCUGCCCAUCAACGUGCCCGGAAUGGUCAUCUACUCGGAAGAGGAGACGGAAGCGGCGGAGAAGAUGGUGGCGAGUGCCCUUGACUCGUGCUACGGCGACUGGCCGCCGUCGGGCCCGCGGGACGGCUCUGGGCGAGCGGGCCCGAGAGAGGACCGGCUCCGGGUCAACUCAGCCUUCCCGGACCCGCCGGGAUCCCUCGGCAAGGAGUUGGAUGCCCUCGGUGACGCGAGCGGCUCCCCGGGACGUUCGCGCGUCGACAGGGAGGCCGCCGUCUUCAGCCGGGAUGAGAAACGGCCCAUCCAGCGGGCCGCCGAGAACGUCGUGACCGCCGUCCUGUCCGAGACGUUCCACACCGUGGCGGGGCCCGGCCGAGACCCUCCGGCCUCCACACUCGGCCCCGAGGGGAGGCCGGCCCGGGCCCCGGACCCCCCGAUCCCCGCGGCCGAGGUGAGGGCCGUGGCCUGCGAAAUGGUCGACGCCGUGCUGGCCACCCUCCAGGCGGCCGCCCUCCGUCUCCCGACGGACUCCCUCCCCGCCCCGGCCGGGGGAGCCCUGGACGUCUGGUUCGAGAGCGGCAAGAAGAUGAAGUCCCUCCCGCCCCUGGGCCCGGACCGCGGAACAUCCGCCCGGCCGGAACCUAGGCCGGGUGAAAUCGGGGACCGCCUCGACGGGCUGAUCUCCAAGCAGCUCAAGACCCUGGUCUUCUCCCGACUACAAGCUGGUCCCGAUCCCGGCUCCCACAGCUCCGGCCGGCGCUCCCGGGUCCCCCCGGGCCCGGGCUGGGCCGCGACCGCCCGUCCGCCGUUGAAGGGUGCUUCCCUGCGGGAGGAACUGGAGGUCUACACCGCCAAAGUGGUCCGUGUCGUCUUGGGCACCAUUCAGACCGAGCUGGAAGCCAAGAAGGAGGAGCGACGGGCCGGCCACCCCGCUCGCCGUGCCUCGCCUGCCCCCACGGCCCCACUGGGCAUCUCCGACCGGGAGCUGGACUCGAUGGUGAGCCGCCUCAACGAUGAAAUCAUGGCCAGCUCGCUGGUCACCUGCGUCUUUGAGCUGCUGGCUGGCUCCCGGGACGACGCGGACGACGCCCUCCCCGGGAGCAUGGAAGGGGGCGAGCGUCGGACCCGGCCCGCCACUCCCGCCGCCCCACGGCGCUCCCUCCCCCGAGAGUGCGGGGCUCGCCCGUGCGUCCUCCACAGCGUGUUCGACGACGGCGGAGAGUCGCGCCACCCGGAGCGGCUCAGAGCCCGCGUCCUGAAGGGCAUCGGUGCCACCCUCGGCGAGAUGCUGCAGAGGGUCGGAGGGGAACCGGAGCGCGCCCCCCGGGACCCCCGCCCUUUCGGCGCCCCCGGCGAGGCGUGUUCCCUCGAGCGGCUUCGCGCGGCUCCCGGCCUGGAGGCCCGGAUCCAGCUGGUGUCCAACGCCAUCCUGGAAGAUAUCCUCAGGGAGCUGUGUUGCACGGAGAUGGACGGCCAGGAGCGGGACGCCGGAAGGCGGCGGGAUCCCGACGGCCCGCUUCCGUCCACGCUCGACGAGAUGGUCCGGUGCGCCGACGUCAUCUCCUCCAUAGUGGCAGCCGUGGCCCAGGAGGGCGGCGGGGAGGAGGGGGUCUCCGGGAAGGCCGUGGCGACUCCUCCCCUGACGGGCGGCACCCCGCCACCCCUUCCCCCCCCGACUGAGAACGGUGGCCUCCGAGAUCCUGGGCAACGUCUUCGCCCAGCUGGAGGGUCUAGUCGGCGCCAAGGCCGCCGCCGGGCCGAGCCAGGCCGGACGGAAGUACGGGAAGGUCACCUUUGCCCUGACGGAGGCCGCGGGGGCGAGCGAGGACGACGGGGUCUGCUGUGGAGUGGGGGUCCAGGCCGACCGAGUGCGGGCCGUUUUAGAGGGCCAGGCCCGGAAGGUGUCGGGUGUCAUACUGAAGGCCAUCCAGGCGCAGCUCAACGGACCCUCGGGGCCUUCCGGAGGAGGGGCCGGGGGACUGUCCCGCCAAGAGAAGAUCGUGUGAGCAACCUGGUCGACCUGAUGUUGGACGCCGUGCCCCCGGAGAUAUUUAAGGCGCCGGGACUCGCCGAAAGUCCCGGUUCGGCGUCGGACCCUCGGACCCGGCGCCCAGGGCCCGCCCGGGGGAGUCUACCAGGCGGGGCAGAACCCGAGGCUUCACCUCAAGCGUCGACCCCGACGGAGGGCGGGCAAGGGCCCGGGGAGAGGCCGCGGGAUCCCCCCAGGCCUCGGCACCUGGAAAUGACCUUGCGGAAAAUGGAAGCCAAGCUCAGGGAACCCCAGAGCUCGCCCGUCGUGCCCAUCGCGAGACGGGCCCUGAGGGAGAUCUUCCACAUGGUCCUGAGCUCCGGGAGCGUGUCUCUCUCUUUCGCCCGUCUCCGGGCCGCCGAGGAGCCGGCGGGCAGGACCUCCGAGGUCCACCUUGUCCGCCGGACGUUCGGCCUGCCGGUGUCGGAGGCGGACGUCACGGCCGUGACGGACGCCUUCGUCCAGACUGUGUUCCGCAAGCUGUACUCGGCCGUGGGGACCAGCCGGCAGGUGCCGGACGGGGGCCUCCCACCCGUCGUCCCAGAAACUGGCCUCCCCUCUCUCCCAGCCCGCAAAGAGGAGGCCGGGUCGGCAGCCUCCGGCUCCAGAGGCGAGGUCGGUCUAGUGGAGGACAUGGUCCAGACGGCCCUGACGCAGUUGGGGGCGUUUGCGACGUCUAAAGCGAGGGCCCUCGUCGGCCCCGGGGCCCCCGCGGGACCCCCGGCCGGACCCCGGCGACCCCCGGCCCCGAGCCACCAGAGGUUGCCCCGUCUCCCCACCGAGCGGUUCUCCUUCUGUUCGAUACAGUUUGGCCAGGAAAUGGCGACCACGUCAGAGGGCCCUUUCGCUCUCCCCAGACUGGACACCUACGCGUCGGAAGCGGCCGGGAAGAUACUGCGGGAGAUCAAACGCGAGCUGCGGGAAGGAGCGAAAGGGACCUCGCCGGUUCCUCCCCUUCUGUUCGCUCAAAGCGCGGAGGCCGGGCGGAUCGUCGACACCGUGCUGGACGUCCUCUCGGCGAGGGGGAGAUCCGAUCGGCUCCCGCCGGACGGACUGACCGGCUCGGGGCAGGGAGCGAGGGCGGGUCGGAAGGUGUUCCAGAAAACCGAAUAUCGGCGGGAACUCCAGGUCCAGAUUCAAGAUACCGUCGAGGCUAUCUUAGAAGACAUCUAUGAGAAAACCCUGCGAGAGCAAUGGGGUUCCGCCCACGGGACGUCGGGCACCAGCUGGCCGUCCGUCCGGAGACGGGAUGCCGUUCCCAAGUCGGCCGUGGCUUCGGUCGCUAGUGACUCGGCGGAUCUCGUGCUUCAGAACCUCAGGUGGGCCGUGGAGAUCGGCCUCGCCGGUCCGGAGUCGGCUUCCCCCACCCUGCCCCCGCUGCCCUGCGGCCCCCUCUGCGUCCAAGAAGAGGCCGGCGGGGACCCGAGGGGUGAGAGGGAGAGAGGCCGAGGCCCGGGGUCGGGGAAGAGAAAUGGGAGCGAGUGCCUCGAAACCCAGGAGGAAGCGGCCCCGGCCGGAGAGGGGAGGAGUCAACGACUUCCCGAACUGGGGAAGGGCGCGGCCGAGAACAUCACGAAGACCAUCUCGAGCAGGUUGGAGACCUUCGCCAGGGAAAACCUGGGAUUCUUGCCGAGGCUCGCUUCCGAAACGACGAGGAGAUCGCUCGCUCGGUUGUCCGAGCCCGGACUGGGCGGCCUCACGCCGCAGGUGAUCACCGUGGACGAAGCGGAGGAGGUUCCCGCCACCCCUCGGGCCCGAAGCAGCUUCCCCGCGUACGCGGCGCUCAUCGCCAGCGCCGCGCUGAAGCGGAUCCAACGCGACCUGGACCGAGAGGUCCGAGCCGCAGGCCCGGAUCGGGACGACGCUUCCUUGCGCGAGAAAGUCACGGCGAGCGAAAUCGUGCGGGCCAGCCUGAAGGCCCUGUCUGGCACCCCGACGAGAGAUCCGGGCCGGAGGAGAUCUUCCCGACGCGCCGCUCCCUUCGAUUCCCAAACGACGCUUCGCGGGGAGGCUCCGUCGGCAGCGAUGGGCGGGGAGGACGGUGAUGACGGGACUCUGCGUUCUGACUAUCCCGGGGAUCCCGAUGGGUUCCUGGAGGAAAGCGAAAGGCAGGGAGGUCCCCUGGAGGAAUUGCUUAGGAGAUGGCAGAGAUCGGGGCAGGGAGAGAUGGCUCAGGUGUCAAGGGCUGUGGAAGAGGUUCUGAUUAAGGUGGUCCGGCAGGUGACGGAAGAGAGGGAUCGGGGGCCACCAGGGAUUCUGAGGGACGGAUCCAAGCUCCGGCCUUCGGCCGCCCCCGUCCGGGGAGGGAUCCCCCGGCUGCCCGUCAGUUGGGUGGCGGGCGACAUCGUCGAAAGCGUCGUCGGGAAGAUGUACUCCAUCCUCACGGCGGACCUAGAAACGGAGGCCGCCUCUCCGUCCGCUGGACGGGGAGCCGGUGGGGGCGAGUCUCCGCCGGGGGCUCCGGGUUCCCCUCCUCCUCCUUCCUCCUACGAGGACGGAGAUGCCAGCGGAGCAGACGGUCCGCUGGCAGAGGCCCCGUCGGGCUCCCGGGGGAUGGCCGGAGAGGAGCUCGUCCAGAUCGCCUUACACAAGAUCACCGCGUGGGUGGCCCUGGAGGCGGAGGGGGCCAUCCCGGGGCAGUCCGAGUCGGGAACCGGGCCCCGGGGGCCCCCAGGUCUUGCGGGAGAAGAUCUGGUCCCGCCCCCUUCCCCCCACUUUUUCUCGACGGGAGACGGUCACCCCCACCGCCCGGCCUCGGCCGGACCGUCCCAGGCAGAGCUCAAGGCUUACGCCCGAGAGAUCGUGAGUGACAUCUUAGAGACCGUCGUGCGGGGCCUCCACCGACUCCAGGAGGAGCGGGGACCGUCGAACACAGGGACGUCUCCCCCCGACCAGAUCACGGCGGCCAGCGAAAGGGCUCGGGCGGUCCUGAGAGACCUGAAGGCCGCCGACUCGAGCGACCUCCCCCGUGGUCCAACUUCUCCCCCGGCGAGAGGGCUUCCGUCUCUGGAGCGGGGUCCCGUUGGGCGACCACCCCGGGGCCCCUCUCCCGGAGGAAAUGCAGUGGAGAUGCUGUUGGGCGGGUGGCAGGCGGGGGCGAGGGACCCCGAAAGCGGCCGGAGAAGGAUAGCUUCAGCCGCCGAGAGCGUCUUGGGCGAGCUGCUCCUGAAAACCCAAGAGUUGGAGCAUGGUGUGCCCCUCCUGAACGCACCCCCUGCAGAAGCUGGAGAGAGCACGUGGCGCGACGGUCUCCGGAGGCCUCCUUCCGCCUCCUGCCAAGCGCAAAUCGAGUCGUUCGGCCGGGAGAUGACGACCGUUCUCUUGGAAAAGCUGGAGUCGUGCCUUUCCCUGCCCGGGCUCUCCCCGGCAGGUAGGGACGUGGCCGUCAGGAGGAAAGGCCAGACCGCUAGACGGAGUAAACAGGGGAGACACCUCUCUUCGUGGAAACAGAGCUCGAGCGCCUCUCCGAGCCGGCGAAAGAAAGCCAGGGUUCUCCCCGGCCCGGAAACGGCCCAAGAGAUGGUGACGGGCGUCUUGCACACCUUGGAGAGGUUCGCCGACGCGCAGCUGGGACGCGGGUCCGCGUACGAGCUGUCGGAGCUGAUGGAGAUGCCCCCGGACGGCUCCCGUCCCCCACCGCCCGGCAAGAGGAGGCUGCCCCGACUGAGGCCGCAGAGCGACCCGUGCGACGUGGCCCGAGCGGGAGGCCCUCCCGGGGGGGAUUCCAUCCGGAAGACGCUAGCCCCGAUCCAUGCCUUCCAAUCCGAACUGCGGGGCCACGCCACGGAAGCAGUCAGACGCAUGCUCGGGGUCACCAAGGGCCUGCUGGACGAGGAGAUCCUCCGGCUAGAGGCCGCCCCGCCGAGCGAUACGAGGGACCACGUCCGGGCCAGCGAGGUCAUCCUUUCCCUGAUGGGCCAGUGCGGGUCGAGCCCCGGAAAGGCGGUCUUCCGGUCCUCGCCGGGGAACGCGCCCUUGGGCGGGCCGGCCCCGGGAGCCGGGCGCACGUACGUCGUCUACCGGGCCGAGAUGGCGGCGGGGACCGAGGCGCCCGGCCGGAGACCCAGAGACGGGCUUCUCCGGGAAGAUCUGGGCCCCGUCAGCGUGCCCGGCAUGGUGGUCUACGCGGAGGACGGAGGGAAGAGGCAGGACGGGGCCUCCCCGUACCUGGCUCCGUCGCUCCGCUACUCCGCGGGUGAACCCGUCAGAGCUCUGGGCCCGGGGCCCGUCCCGGCGUCGGGGCCGAGGUGGUUUCGGAGAGAUGGAGGGGCGUCGCCCGCGAGGGUCCGCCGGACCGACUCCGUGGAGCGAGACCUCGCCUUCCAGGGAGGAUCCCUCUGGGAAGGCGGCAUCUGGGCGAAACUGGGCGGGAACGAGCGGGCCUCUCCCACCGUCGGAGCGAGACGGACUUCGCCUCCCGGGGCCUCAGGUGGGAAGGGGGCGGACACUGAACCCCUGCUCCCAGUCGGGGACCCCAAGGAUGCCGCCGUGUCGCCGUUGAAGAUCUGCCUGGCGGCGGAGAACAUCGUCAACGCCGUCCUGGGGGGCUGCGGGGCUCGGGAUCCCCCGGUCUCGCGGGGAGGCCAAGUCGAAAUGCUCAAACCGUUCUUCGCCUCGCCGAAGACGCCUCCUCUCUCCAGGUCGACCUCGCCCGCCCCCGGAGACCCAAGCCGGGGCCACCCGCUCGUCACGUGGGGCGGGGAGAGGCCCGGACGCCCCGGGGAGGGACGGGGAGUCCCCCAGGACCGCGACCAGGCCGCCGGGGAGGACGCCCUGCUUUCCAGAUGGGAAAAUAACCGGCCCCGCAAGGGGAAGAGGUCCGAACCCCUGAGACGACCGGAGGCCAUCGCCUUCGCCGAACAGGACCUGGGCCCCGCCGAGAUCCAUCUGGUGGCGAGGCGAGUGGUGGAGGCCGUGGUCUCGUGUCUGAAGGGCCUGAAAUUUCGAGGGUCCUACAACCGAAAGGCCGCCGGCAUUUCCAUCCUGUCGAGGAAACUGGCCGUCCGUCGGCUGGAGUCCCGGCCGCCCCCGGCGGGCCUCGGGCGAGCCCCCGGCCCGCCCUGGGGCAGAGAGACCGAAGCCUCUCUGGAACUGCUGUGCCACCACCUGACGGAUGCCGUCGUCUCCCACGUCGUGUCGCGAGUCUCCGACGGCCCCGCCCGGCCGAGAGCGUCCCCGGCCCCCGACCGGGUGGUGUCCGUCCAGUCCCGGGGGCCGGGGCUGAGGCGGUUGGAACGCCUCGUGGUGCCCGUGAGCGCCCUGGCCUCGGGCAUCUCGGACGUCACCCUCCGAAUCCUCUCCAACAGCAACAUCCUGCGGGCCGCCCGGACUGGGGGCCGGCCUCCGGCCUACGGGUGGUACCCGGGGGUGUCCGACGCCGACCUGGACGAGGUCUUCCAAGACCUCCUCGUAGCGGCGAUUCACGUGUUGUCCCAGGGGUUGCGAGCGAAGGCCGGGCCUGGGGGUCAAGGACGACCCUUCCCCCAGCCGAAGGGCGCCCGCUUCCCGGACGCCCGUCCGGGGGCACCCCGAGGCGUUCUGGACCGGCCGUCCCCGGGCGACCCAAUCCGGCCCCUCGCCGACAAGAUCGACCGCCUCCUGGGCAGCCUGAGAAGCAACGAAUCGAAAGAGCUGGUCCAGACGGUUUUUCGGAUCGUGUUUGACUUGUUCCCGCCCGGGGAUGACGCGGGACCAGCGGGCGCGUCCGAGGGACCCGCGGACGACGUCCUGGGCGCCCUUCCUUCCCGUCUCGGCGCCAGCCGACCGGAAAGCGGCCUGGGCCUGUCCCCCAGGUCCGCCUUCCUGCUGAACGUGGUGUGCGAGAAGCUCAUUCGGACGCUCUUAGAGCAGUGCACCGAUCUCGAGCGCGACGCCCGUGGAGCUCUGCUCGAGGACUUGUCUGAGCGGCUCCUCCCCCGGAUUCGGAGGCACGGGGAGGACGACCCCCGUCGGCCUAAGAGGACGGAGGACGCCGGCCCGGCGGAGCCACGACGGGGAGGCCCGAGGUUCGCGGAGGAGGCCGAGCCCGGCCUGGAGCCGUCGGACUCCCUGCUGAGCGUCAUCUCCCACGGCCUAGUCAAGUCCCUGAUGGAGAAGCUGGCCGCCUCCGGUAGUCAUCCGUCCCCAGCCCUGGAGGCCCCGCUGCCGUCCCCUCGCCCCUUCGGGGGCAGGGAUGAGGGGACGGCCUCCGGCUCCCCGGCCGGGAAACCGGGACCGCGGCCCGCCAAAGGAGCCCUGCCGCCCGGGAGUCCGGCUCCGGGAAGCGUGAAGACGAAAGGGGCGUCGCCGCUUGGGCCCCCGAGCCCGGCCGGGCCGGACACCCGCGUCUACUCGGCCACGUUCGUGGAGACCGUCAUCUCCGACCUCUUCUCCCAGAUCUUCGCCUCGUUCCGGGACGGGGCGGGGUGCCUCCCGGACGCGGAGUUGGACAAGCUGAACGUGCGCUUCGUGGAGCCCGUGGUGGAGGCCUUCAACCGGGCCCCGGUCAGCGUCCUCCAGGACGCGGAGGAGAGGCUGUGCUUCCCGCCGCUGUGCGGGGAGGCCGUCGACCGGGUCGUCGGGUCUGUCUUCGGCGAGGUGCUGCGGGAGUACCGGGCCCGGGCGGCCGACGGGCGGGGGGCGGCCGGCGACCUCGACGCCCUGGCCGAGAGGACCACCCGCCUGGUCUUGGGAGAGAUCCUGGAUUACCAGCUCCCGCCGUGCUUCGUGGGGAAGCUGCCUCCCGGCGCCUACUCCCCGCUCCGGGCCGAGGGCGUCCUGCGGAAGCUGAACGCCAGCCUGCGGGCCGCCCCCGCCGCGUACUCCACCGUGCUGCCGUACUCGUUCCUGGAAGAGGUGAUCCGGAGGCUCGCGGCGCGGCUCUUCCCCCCGACGGCGGGGGACCCCGACCCGUCAACGCGCGCGGUCGACGAGAUCACGCAGGCCGUCUCCAAGCACAAGAUCUGGCUGGCCGGCCACGAGGCCGAGAGAGACGGCCGCUCCGAAGCGGCCCUGCGGAGGAUGGUGGACUCGGUCUACGGCCACCUCCUGCGGCUGUCCGGCUCCCGGAGGGCCGUGCGGAAGAGCAUCGCCGGCCAGAGCCCGCUGGUCGUCGACCGGAUCGCCGGCUUCAUCGUCCAGGAGAUCGCGGACCAUCACCUCCGGCCCUUCCUGUCUGCCGGGAUGGCCCCCCGCUUCCAGGCCCAGGUGGAUCCGGCUCCCGCCCCGUGCGUAGGCAGGCCCGGCGGGGGCGUCUACCCCGCGCCUUUCCCAGAGCACGCUCUGACCGGGCUGUCGUCCGAGAUCGUCCCUCUGAGAGGAGGCGGGGCCGGAGCCCAGGCUGUACGUGACGGAGACGUGGUGGACCACCUCGUGGACUCGGUGUAUGGCGACGUGCUGAGGCAGCACGGGCUGGACCCAGGGGUGGCCCGCCUCCCUCACCCCCUCUUCUCCGGGGAGUCGGCGGCUCCUCCCGCCCCGAUUGACGCCGCGGUCCACGCCCCGGGCCCCUACAGCACCGUGCUUCCCUACGCGUUCCUCGAGGACCUGAUCGUCGGCCUCCUGGCCCGGAUCUUUUCUUCGAGCCCACCGAGGGACGGGCCCGGGGACCCUCCGCGAGCCGGCCUCAACGCGGUGGCUUCGCGGCUCAUCGGCGACAUCAGGGCGAAGAUCUUGAGGCAUGAAAUCGGGUUCUCCCGCGACGGGGAGGCGGCGGCGGCCGUCCACUCGGAGGAAGAGGUCCAGAGCCUCGUGGACUCGGUCUUGGGGGGCAUCGCGCGGGAGUCCGGCCCGCGGGAGGCCCCGCAGAGGGACCCGGCCGGCGGCGGCACCGGAGACGUCCCAGCCGACCGGAUCGCCGGCGCCAUCGUCCAGAGCGUCUGCCGCCGGCACCUGCAGCCGUUCGUAACCGCGAGGGUCCCCCCUCGGCCCUCCGGUGAGACGACGCCCUGGUUGGGCCUUGGCGCCCGGAUCUACCCUUCCGCCUUUCUGGAGGAGAUCACAUCCGGGGUCGUGGCCAAAAUACUCGGCGGUCAACCGGGAGGCCCCGGGAGCCAACUGGAGGAGCGGGCCGCGGGUCUGACGCGCUCGGUCGCCGAGGAGUUCGCCAGGGCCCGUGUCAGCGUCCUCUCCCAGGCUGCCGAGGAGACCCUGGGCCUGCCGCCCGUCGAGAAGGCCGUGACCGCCAGAAUAGUCGACUCGGUCCACCGGCGGGUCCUGAGGGGGUCCUGCUUGGCCCGUCAGGGCGACCCGAGGACCCUCGCCGAGGAGAUCGCCGGAGUCGUCCUGGCGGAGACUUGCCACUUCCAGCUCCAGGCCCGCUUGAAAGGGCGGGUCCCGCCCGAUUCCUUCUCGACCCUGAAGGCGGAAGCGGUGACUUGGAGGGUCCGAGAGCGCCUGGGCCCCGGCGGGCCCCCCGCGGGCUACACGUCAACCUUCUCCUACGCCCAGGUGGAAGAGAUCGUCACCCGGCUCCUGUCCCGGGUGGUCCCCCGGCCCGGCCCCGACGACCCCGCCUUCCGCGAGACGGUCUCGAGACUGAUGGGCGAGAUCGUGACCACGGUCUCCAGGCACGCCAUCUGGAUCACCGAGCAGGGGCCCGGCCGGCCCGGCGUCGGCGGGGGGGUCUCCGCGGCGGAUCUCGAGCGCAUGGUGGCCACGGUCUCCUCUGACCUCUCCCGGGCCCGUCUGGACGGCACCUUCCCGUCGGAAGGGGCCUGGGAUCCGGAUCACCUCCCCGUCCCCAAGCUGGCGAGCUUCAUCAUCCGGGCCAUCGUCGACCACCACCUCCACUCGUUCUCCCCGGGAGUGACCGGGCCCCCGCCCGCCACGGCCCACCUGGCUGAGGUGAUGGUCACCCCGUCCACGGGCGGGGACGGGGGCCGCGUCAGCCGUUCCCGGGCGGCCCUGGUCAACUCUGCCCCGUUCUUGGAGGAAGUCCUCUCGGGCCUCUUAACCAAAAUCCUCUACGCCUUCGCCAACAACAUAUUCUACACGGACGGCCCGCACGGCCCCGCCUCCAAAGUGACCGGCAUCGUGAAGGGCCUGGUGGGGGCCAUCGUGCGAGAGUUCGACGAGGCGCAGAUCGUGUUCACCGAGGGCCCGGGCGGGGACCUGGGCUCUUGUCCGAGAGCCAGGGAGAUGGUGGGCCAGGUGGUCAACUCCGUGUACGACAGAAUCCUGGGCGAAUACCGAUCCCUGAUCUUCAUUUACCGAGACGUCCAGAGGGACCCCAAGACCGUGGGGCGGAAGAUCUACAAUUUGGUCCUGGGUGAGAUUUACGAUUACCAGAUGGAGGCCCUCAUCUCGGGCGAGUCGCCGGCCAACUGCGCCUCGCUCAGGGCCGAGAAGAUCGUCGCCAACGUGCUCGGGGCCAUCGGCAAGGGGAGCCCAACUCCGCCCUCGUUUGUCACGGUGUUGCCUCGUUCCCUGAUAGAGGAGAUGAUCUACAAGCUCCUGACGCACCUCUUCCCCUCCUAUUUCCCGGCCGCGGCGCCCGAGACGGGAGCGCCGGCCCCGGCGGACCCCGGCUUUUCCGAGGCGGCUUCGCGGCUGACCCGGGAUGUCCUGUCGGAAAUCUCGGAGCACGAGAUCCGGCUGGCCCCCGCCGGGCCGGAGCCACUCCACGAGCCGGUGGAGCGGAGCCGGGAGGUGGCUGACGCCGUCUGCAGGAACAUCCUAAAACACCCCGAUUUUCCAUCGGAAGUCGAGAGGGACCUGGAAAAGGAGGCUGGGCGGGCCGUCUCCGGGGUGGUCGGCCUGCUGAUGAAGGAGCUUGUCAAUCAGCACCUUGACCCGUUCCUAGAAAGAGAUGGGGCCCCCGAGGCCCCGCCGAGUGAGAUCAGCCGGAGCGAGACCCCCCGAUCGCCAAAGGGACGGAGGCCACCGCCGCCAUCGUCAUCGUCGCCCCCCGCGGUCUACUCGGCCGCCUUUUUAGAAGACGUCAUCUUCGGGCUCGUCCGCAAAAUUUAUUCCCUCCCCGAUCCCGGCGAACCCGGGAGCCCGGAAGGGGACGUCCUGAGGAAGGCCACGAAAUUAGUCGACUCGCUGAUGGAGGAGUUUAAGAGGAAUGACAUUCGGGUCCUGCCAGAUGCAGAAGAAAAGCUCUCCUGCCCGCGUGUAGAUGAGGAAACGGUCGGCAAGAUCGCGGACUCCGUGUACGAUCAGGUUUUGGAGAACUACGGCUCCGAACAAGACAUCUACAGAGACCUGAACGAGGAUGACAAGGCGCUGGUGGAAACCCUUGUCAGCCUGGCGAAGAAGGCCACCUCGGCCUUCCGGCUCCGGCCGCUGUUUUCCGGAGGCUGGUCUUCCUUCCUGUUGUCGUUCCUCGAACCCGGGGAUAUAACUCACGGGGUGAAAAAUCCUCCGCCGGGGGCGACGACGACGGUCCUCGUGGAGGAAACGCCCGGGCCGCCGCCCGAAGACACGCCGCGCAAAUCCCAAACGCCCAAACCGCCGUCGAAAGUAACUCCGUUUGCUUCCGAGACGCCCCGGCCACCGAAAGCCGUGCCGUUCGCGUCCAGAGCACCCAAGACGCCGAAAGCCACACAGCUCGCGUCCGAAAUGCCCAGGCCGCCGCCGAAAGCCACACAGCUCACGUCCGAAACGCCCAGGCCGCCGCCGAAAGCCACCCAGCUCGUGUCCGAAGCACCCAGGCCUCCGCCGAAAGCCAUGCAGCUCGCAUCCGAAGCACCCAGGCCUCCGCCGAAAGCCACCCAGCUCGCGUCCGAAGCACCCAGGCCUCCGCCGAAAGCCAUGCAGCUCACAUCUGAAGCACCCAGGCCUCCGCCGAAAGCCACCCAGCUCGUGUCCGAAGCACCCAGGCCUCCGCCGAAAGCCACCCAGCUCGUGUCCGAAGCACCCAGGCCUCCACCGAAAGCCGCCCAGCUCGCCUCCAAAAUGCCCAAGCCACCAAAAGCCACACCGCCUGCGUCCGAGACGCCUAAGCCACCACCCGAAGCCACGCCGCGGACGUCCGAAACGCCCAAGCCGCCAUCCAAAGUCACGUCGUUUGCUUCCGAAACGCCCAGGCCGCCGCCCAAAGCGACGCCACUAGCGUCUGAAAUGCCGAAGCCACCGAUAGCCACGCGACACGCCCCCAAAAUGCCCAAACUGCCACCAAAAGCCACGCCGCCUGCGUCCGGGACGCCCAAGCCGCCGCCCAAAAUCACGUCUUUUGCAUCCGAGACGGACAGCCAUCUCCAAGUCGGCUCGGAGGGCUCCCAUAAGGGCACCGCUCAUCCUGCCGACCUGAAAGUGAAAAAGCACUCCCUGGACCCCGACUCCCACAGAGUAAGGUACGAGGAGAGGAGGGCGGAGCCGGGGUGGGCGGACGUGUACGAGGACCUGCCCGCCUCCUACGAAGACGUCCAGAACGUCAUCGAAAACAUCUACAGCAACAUCCUGUACAGCUCCGACCCCCAGCUCUCGGUCUCCGGCGCCGCAAAGGCGAGAAGUCGCUCGCUGGAUCAGUUCACGAACGUGAUCAGGAGGCUCGUCGAAAUGCAGAAUCUGCCGACCGCCAGCCCGCGGCAUUCGGAGGACAAGGGCGUCCCCCCCGCCCCCAGCGGGAAGACUCCGGCCCCCCCGCCGCCCCCGUCCCCGCCCCCCAUCUUUUCCGCUCAGUUUUUGGAAGAGGUCCUCACGGAAAUCGUCAACAAAUUAGUCUCCCCCUCCCCGCCGGGAGGCCGGGACCGCGGGGAGGCGGAGGCGGAGGCCGGGGAGGGCAACGGAGAGCUCUUCGAGGCGGCCAUGAGGUUGGUCGACUCCGUCGCGAAGGAGCUGUCGGAAGCGCAGGUCCGGAUCCUGAGGCGGGAGGGGGAGGCCGGGGGUCCGGCCUCCGCCGACCGGGCUGCGGUGGACAGGGCGGUCCACUCGUCCAUGUGCGGGGUCCUGCGGGACUACGGGCCCCCCGAAGCCAUCCGGGCCCACCUCGAGGAAGGGGACGCGGAACUGGCCAAGACGCUGACGGGGGCCGUGGUGACGGGACUCCUGGAACACCGGAUCGACCCGGCCCCGUCCGGCGAGGGGCCGGACCCUCCCUGCUCCACCCUGGAGCCCGAGGAGGUGGUGAGGAGAGUCCGCCAGGCCAGUGGGAGAAGCGCUCGAGGGCCUCGGACCCCGGCGCCGGCCACCGUCACGCUGCCCCACGCGUUUCUGGAAGACCUGAUCACCGUCCUCCUGGCCAGGAUCUUCUCGCCCCCCGCCGCCCCGCCGCGGGCGUCCCCGGGGGCCGGGGCUCCCGGCGGCUUCUCUGAGCAGGGCUUCGUCCAGAUGAAGCUGGUGAGCAUGGUGAUGACGGAGAUCUCCAAGGAGAGGAGCCUGAGGAUCCAGCACGCGGAGUUCCUGGGCCCCGGCGACGACGAGGUCCUGCGGGCGGUGGCCGAAUCGAUCUACGCCCGCCUCCUGCCCCAGUUCGGGUCCCCCGCGGCCCUCCGGAAGUGCGCCGCGGGGGGCUGCAGCGUCCUCUCGGAGACCAUCGCGGACGGCGUGAUCCGCGAGGUGUCCGGCGAGCCGCUGCGGACGUACUUCUCGGGGGAGCUGACCCCCGGCCGCUGCGGGGAGGUGGACGCCGUCGUGGACGACAUCCUCCGGGGAAUCGGCGAAGCCGUGGGGCCCCCGCCGCCCAGCCCGCCUGCCCGCGAGCGGUCGCUGCCCUCCGACGUCCUGGAGGAGAUCGCCGUCAAGUUCCUGACCAAACUCCUGUCCGGGUACCCCUGGGGGGACUCCGGGGAGGAAGACGACGGGUCCCCGGAGACCGAGAUGGCCGGCAUCGCCUCGAAGGUCGUCGGCUCGCUGCAGGAAUUGCUCUCCCGGAGCCAGAUUCGCCUGGUGAGGCUGGUCAGCGAGGCCUGCUCCUCGCAGGCCGGGGCGGGGGAGCUCACCGACCGGAUUGCCGACGCCGUCUACCAGGGCCUCCUGAGCCAGGCCGGCUCCCUCGGGGCCGUCUUCGAAGACCUGCUGGGCGAGGGCGACGCCCUGGCCGACGCCAUCGGCUCCCUGAUGGUCAGGGAGAUCGAGAACUCGGAAUUCCGGCCCGGCCCGACGGGAGAGGCGGCCCCCGGGAGAGGCGACGGGGGCCUGGAGGCCGGCGGGAUCGUCCGGAGGGUCCUGGGGACGGUGGGCGGGCCCAAGGCCGCCCCCCGGGCAGACCCCCCGCCGAUCGCCACGUUAGUCGAGGAGGUCCGGGCCCUGUUCCUGGAGAAGGUCGCGGCCCUGCCGCGGGCCGGACCCCCGUAUAAGGGUCUCUCCGAGCCGGAGCUGCACCGGGCCGCCUCCCGCCUGAAGAGAUCCGUGGAGGCGGAGGUGUCCAAGAGCGACGUCGGCCCGGAGACCGCGGGCCUCACCGAAGACGUCCUGAACACCGAGGACGUCGAGAUGGUCUCCCAGGUGGUCGACUCCAUCUACUGCACCGUCCCCCGGGAAGCCGGGCCGGACGAGGACCUCCUGGACGAGCUCCGGGGCCUCGGCGGCGACCUCCUGGAAAAAGCGGCAGGCCCGAUCGGCGACGAGAUCUCCGCCAUCCCGGGGCCGGCGAGCGCGCGGCCCUCUCCCGGAGACGCCCUCGGGAACCUGGACGUGGAGGCGGCUGGGGAGGAGGGCCCGGAGGGCUCCGAUGGCGAGGCGGGAGAGGACCUCGUCACCCCCCCCGCAGGCCGAGGACCCCCGGUCAAGCUCGUCCCCUGCAUCGGGGCCAAGCCGGUGAAGAUCGACCCGUCCAUUGUCUCCGAACACCUGGCGGUGAUUUCCGUGAAGACCCGUUCCCUGGAAGAGCUGAAGAAGCAGUGUCUCUCCAAGACCGGGCUGAGCCUCGGGGAGCUGCGGAAGGCCUCCAUCACCGGCAAGAGCUGCUCCUCCUCCGGGGCCUCCAUCGGAGACCACAAGAAAGAGCGACGCAUCUCCCUCGAUAAGACCGGACGGUUGGACCUGAAGCCCUUGGAGGCUGCGUGUCGCAAUUCCUUCCAGAACAUCACGAAGCCGGACAUCACCCGGGUGGAACUUCUGAAAGACGUGCAAGACCGGAAGGACCUCAUCAUCCGCCUCGUGGCUCACGACAUCGACCAGGACAGCCCGGGCGGCCGACAGGAGGAGGAUCGCCUGGCCGAGGAGGCGGAGGAGGAGGAGGAGGAAGAGAUUGUGCUCAAGGAAGAGGCCCCCGCCUUCUUCGCCGACACCAUCUUCGAGGAGGAGACCGAGUCCGGCGAGUCGGGCGCCUUCCCGAAGCCGUCGGGCAGCAGGCCCAGCCUGCCCAAGCCCUCCCUGAGCAGCAGCAGCCUGAAGAAGUUCCUGUCGCUGAGCAAGUGCUGCCAGGACGCUUCCACCACGGCUCCCGAGGUGGCCGUCGCCACCCCGAGCCAGACGCGGGCCCCCGAGGAGAAACCGAGGCACAGCAGCGGGACGCUCCCGCGGAGGGACGCGGAGGGCCCUGCUCCCCCUCCUACCCGGAGAGUCUCCCCAGAGAAACAUGAACGACCCCUGACCAGUGGAGAGAAACCGCCUUCCUCAGAGCCCGCUCAUUAUCUGAUCCACAGGACCAUGAGUUCUUCAUCCUAUAACCAAGAGGAUUUGGCCUCGCCUCCACCUGGAGCUCCUCCCGGACACAUCCCCGAGGCUAACGCCGCAGCUUCUGGAGACCAGAAGGAAGCAGAAGCGUCGGAAGCGAACAUUGAGUUCUUCACCAUCUUUGAGGGGCAUCAUAACCUGGAGGAUUCAGAGGAGGCGGGGGCAGGCUCAGUCGAAGGCAACGCGUCCAAGCACCAGAUCAACGUGCUGGAAAAGGUGUCCUCCGCGCUCUCCAGGGUCUUCUCUCGGACGUCCGCCAGCCCCCCCGGCCCCCCCUGAAAUCACCCCUGCCCCCUCACCAACAUUAAAUCCAUCCGAGGGUCGUUGGAAA